Molecule: messenger RNA, 4999 nt
Organism: Anoplopoma fimbria (sablefish)
Lineage: Eukaryota; Metazoa; Chordata; Actinopteri; Perciformes; Anoplopomatidae
Product: large neutral amino acids transporter small subunit 4-like
Exons: 14
Coding region: 155-1870 (571 amino acids)
Biological process (GO): neutral amino acid transport; transmembrane transport
Molecular function (GO): L-amino acid transmembrane transporter activity; neutral L-amino acid transmembrane transporter activity
Source: RefSeq, a predicted model, not a curated record
GACACCAAAAAAAACGUGCUUUUUUUUUUUUUUCUGUGUGAAUUCUCUGUGUGUGUUUUUUCUGUCGUCGAGGGAUAUUUUGGACAUUUGACUUUUUGGACUCUAUUGUCCUCACCUUGAAUCCACAGACUCAGGCCGGUGACGUCCCGCCGACAUGGCUCCCACCUUGGCCACGGCCUUCGCCCGCCGCUGGUGGAUGGCGGUGACGGCGGUGAUUGAGAACCUGCUGUUCUCCGCCGUGCUGCUGGGAUGGGGAUCCCUGCUCAUCAUGCUGAAGUCGGAGGGCUUCUACUCCUACAUGUGCAAAGGGCCGAGAAACAUCUCCAACCUCAACUUCUCCAACAUGUCCACCUCUGCACCGCCCGACACCGAGGAGUACCUGGAGAUGAACGGCUGGCCGAUCUGCAAGGACCAGGACGAGAUGCUGAACCUGGCCUUCACCGUGGGCUCCUUCCUGCUGUCGGCCAUCACCCUGCCGAUGGGCAUCGUCAUGGACAAAUACGGUCCACGGAAGCUACGACUUCUGGGCAGUGCCUGCUUCGCCUUCUCCUGCCUCCUCAUCGCCUACGGUGCCAAUGAUCCCAACAAUCUGUCCAUCCUGAUCUUCUUUGCUUUGGCGAUGAACGGGUUCGGAGGCAUGUGCAUGACCUUCACCUCUCUGACACUCCCCAGCAUGUUUGGAGACCUCAGGUCGACCUUCAUCGCUCUGAUGAUCGGAUCCUACGCCUCAUCUGCCGUCACUUUCCCCGGCAUCAAGGUGAUCUACGAUCUGGGUGCCACCUUCAUCAUCAUCCUGCUGGUCUGGGCCGCCUGCGCCUGCCUCGUCUUCUUCAACUGCUUUGUCAACUGGCCUCUGGAGCCUUUCCCCGGCCCGGAGGACAUGGACUACACGGUGAAGAUUAAGUUCAGCUGGCUGGGCUUUGACCACAAGAUCACGGGGAAGCAGUUUUACCGACAGGUGACGACGGUGGGGCGCCGCCUCAGCGUCGGCAACUCCAUGAAGCAACAUCACAGCCAGCAACCCAAAGACCUGGCAUCACAGGAGGCCAACAAGCUGUGCCUGUCCACCGUGGACCUGGAUGUGAAGUGCAAGUCCAAGGAGGAGACUCAGUCCUUCAUGAAGAGCAUCUUCAGCCCCAUCUUCAUGUUGAGCCUCAUCACCAUGUGCGUCACCCAGCUUCGCCUCAUCUUCUACAUGGGAGCCAUGAACACCAUCCUGGAGUCGCUGACGGAGGGCGACCUCAGCACAGUGAGCGUCUACACGUCCAUCUUCGGCGUUCUCCAGCUGCUGUGUCUGAUCACCUCACCUGUGAUCGGCUACGUCAUGGACUGGAAGCUCAAAGACUGCGAGGAUGACAGUGACAAGAACACCAAGAGGGAGCCUGGUCAGCCCCGUCGGCGCGACAAACAGAUCCAGAAGAUCGUCAACGCCACCAGAGCCUUCAUCUUCACCAACCUGCUCCUGGUCGGCUUUGGAGUCAGCUGCAUCGUCCCCAACCUGCCGCUUCAGAUUCUGUCCUUCAUCCUUCACACGAUCGUCAGAGGCUUCAUCCACUCUGCAGUCGGAGGCCUCUAUGCUGCUGUGUACCCGUCCUCUCAGUUUGGCAGCCUCACCGGUAUGCAGUCUCUGAUCAGCGCUCUGUUCGCUCUGCUGCAGCAGCCGCUCUUCAUGGCCAUGGUGGGACCGCUGGAGGGAGACCCGCUCUGGGUGAACGUGGGCCUGUUGGUGCUGAGCAUGCUGGGAUUCUGCCUCCCGCUCUACCUCCUGUGCCACAGCCGCUACCUGCAGCGUCUCCGUGACGAGCAAGACGAGGAUCCAAAGAUCUACGUCAAGGUCAACAACGACUCCAAGCUCGAGGCUUUCGUCUAGACCGGAGGGAGGAAGAUGAUCUCCUUAAAAAAGAAAAAGAGUUGAUGGAGACGAGGGAAAGAUCCCCUACGAACACACUUUCACUCACAUCAUGUUACUGCCAAUCUUUAUUUGUUCAAAAUGGACUACACACCACUGUGACACCCGGUCUCACCCUCACUGUGACACACACACCGGCGCUGAGAGCUCCCACUCCCUGCGAACGCAUCGCUGAACUGAAUAGGAGAACAUGGGAGAAAAGAAAAGAAAAAAGCAAUGUUUUUUUUUUUAAAAUGACUCCUCUACACAUCUUCUCUUCACUCUGUGUCAUUUUUAUUUUCUCUGUGACGACGGACCUCUGUAAUAAAAAAGAAAAACAUAGAAGAAGAAGAUGCCAGCCAAUGAAAAGAGAGGAGGUUUCGGAGGAGGCAGCAUCUUUUUUUUAAAGGCCACCUCACAUGAACUGACUGUGGUAACCAUGACGACCUCAGUGUUCACAGGUGGAUGCUCUGUGUCUUAGAUUUAAAAAAUACUUAAAUGUCCUUUAUUGGGGGACGAAUAAACAGUCUUAUCUAGUUGCUACUUCCUGUUGUGCUCGAGGGCAUUAGUGGUAUUCAGCAGUAUUGGUAGCAACUCGGAUUGAAACACACAAAUGUUUAUUAGUCGGAUAAAAUUAGUCAGGAAAACACUGCAGCAGCAUCUCUGCAUGUGUGUGUGUGUGUGUGUGUGUGUGUGUGUGUGUGUGUGUGUGUGUGUGUGUGUGUGUUUUAGCGUGUGGAAAGCUGCUCUCCAAGGUCGGAGAAGACAACACUGCAUGAUGCCAGAGACACUUCUGGUUCUUGUAUUUCUGCUAAGACACACACUCGUUUCCUUUUGUGGUUUUUUGCUCAUGAACUCCUUUUGUGUGUUUUUUUCCUCAGAUGUAUUUACUUGCAAUACGUUCGCAGAUGCGUUUGUUAAAUCUUUGCUCCCUGAUAAGAUCUGAAGAGUAGAUAUACGGGACGUAGAUGUGAAGAGACGGCGCGUUUAUCUGCUCGUCACAAACACACAUAUGAAUUAUUUGGAGUCUAGAUUAAGUCGUAGCAAUAAGUGCUUCUGUGAGGUGCAAUCACACUUUCAUUUCAUGAGCUGUACUUCAAAAUACAUAAAAAAGGGUGCUAGUUGAAUCACAAAAAUGUUGUUGUAAAAGGGGGCAACAAAUUGCCAUCAAAUAUUCCUCAUUUUUGUUUUCACAGUGGAUUCCAAAGAAUCAAUCAGGUUACUGUUUUCUGCAACGUGACACAAAAAGUGCAACCUCAGCAAGAAGCGUCAGCAGCUUUUGGGGGAAACAUGAAUUUGCACUCUUGCAGACAUGAAGGGAGAUUUGCAUGAAUGAACCAGGCUGACGAAGACAAUAAAUAGAGAAUGAAACAGGGAGAUUAAUAAUGCUCCUUCUGAUAUUUAAAGUAACUCACAGAGGCACUUCCAAAGACAGACAUGACCCUCAGAGUGCCUCUCUAUGUGUGCAGGAGCUCGGAGGAGGCGCCACCCAAUCCCCCCUUUUCUCCAUCCCAAUCCAUCCCAAUCCAUCCGUCUGCAAAUACAAAAGUUCCCCGACGACAAGCGACAGAUCUGAGAGACAAGAUGCUCCCCGAAAAAUGAAAACGAAACGGCACACGAUGCACUUUAGACCUCCAGAAGUCGUUGACCCUCAGUCACGUUAUCGUACACGGCUGCAUAGAAUGUAUACUGUAGAUUUUGUUUUUUAAAUUCAGAACACGGGAGAGAUUCUGUUAUUUUUUUAUACUCACAGAAUUUAAAGAGAAAGAAAAACACAGAUUCAUGUUUAUUAUAUCGCCUUUUAAUAGUUUGGGCGGCGUCUUGUCUCUCAGUUCUCAGCGGACGUACCAAUACGAAUAAUUUACACAUAUUUACCCCUUUUACUAAACUGAGAGAAUUGUAUGGAGUAGUUGACAUGUUGAAAAAGUGGAAAACUAAAUUCACAUUUGUACAUUUCUAUUGAAUGUUCUUUGAAUGACAGCUCUUCACUUAUUAAGACAUGAAAAGCAACUUUUUGGGUCAUAGAUCGUCGUCCUGCACCAAACUCCAUGACCAAAACAUCGAAUUUUAAAUAAACUCUACUCAGAUAACGUGCAGGAAUUCACUUUUUAUUGAUCUUUUAUAUUGUUGUAAAUCUUUUUCCAAACAUUUACAUUGUUGUAAGUGUAACAGAUCUCAAGUGCAUUCAACACUUAUCGGGGUCAGUUAAUUAACCCCAGACGUCCUUUUCUGGAUUUUUGUCAAACUUUAUAUGACGAUAAACAAACCUGCACAGACACACAAGAUUGUUUUGCUCUAUUAUUCCUCAAAAAGUGAAACUCAUAUACUCAAAUACACGUUUGUUGUUUCUUAACACCAGUUUUGUGCAUUAAAGAUUACAGAAAAUGUGCGUAGAAAUGUACAAAAGUGAAUUUAAAUUGCACAAAUCUUUAAUAAAGUGUGCAAUUUUUGGUUUCCACUUCACCAAACCUCCUUCACAUUUACCUUUCUUUAAAAACGUGAAUAUUUCAGCUCCACAGAGUGAAUCUCGUGGCGUCCUGUAAUGAAUACUGAUGUACUACUUCACUCCAGCGCUAUGAAUUGUGGGUAUUGAUGGACUUUUAAUUCCUCAGUCGUCCUGAACUCACUCAGAUAAAAAAAACCUUCAUUCCCUCCAAACUGAUCAGCACUUUUUUCUUCACUGCCGUACCUUAAACGCCUCACCUUUCAUCCUCCCGGUUUUGACCCUUGCCGCCUAUAGUAGGAACAGAAUCCUGCAGUAGUUUGGUUUUAUCGAUGGAUGUAUUGAUUAAUCGUGUAUUAUCUGAAGAUGAAUCUGUGCUUGCUGGGUUUUGUGUGUGUGGGAUGAUGGGAAAUGGGGAUUUUAGCCUUUGCAUGUACCUUUUUGUACUUUUUUUUCUACCUACCAUGCUCCAUUUCAGUUUUUCUUAUUUCUUUUCCCCCUUUCUGAUGUUUACGAGAAUGUGUAUUUUCAUGAUCUUAUAUUGUACAUUUGUUUUUUUUGUUCCUUGUGUCUUGUACCACAGUAUAGCCAUCAUCAUGGACAUUUAAAGUCAUGUUUAAAGAAAAAAAAGAUCAAUAUAUGAAGCAAAAUAAACACAAUCAUUUGUA